Messenger RNA from Euleptes europaea (tarantolino), 1231 nucleotides. RefSeq names its product ribonuclease P/MRP subunit p40 (gene RPP40). Gene Ontology annotation, cellular component: multimeric ribonuclease P complex; ribonuclease MRP complex. Gene Ontology annotation, molecular function: ribonuclease MRP activity; ribonuclease P activity. The record is from RefSeq and is a predicted model, not a curated record. The coding region runs from base 1 to 1092 and encodes 363 amino acids. Gene Ontology annotation, biological process: tRNA 3'-end processing; tRNA 5'-leader removal; endonucleolytic cleavage in ITS1 to separate SSU-rRNA from 5.8S rRNA and LSU-rRNA from tricistronic rRNA transcript (SSU-rRNA, 5.8S rRNA, LSU-rRNA). The transcript is spliced from 8 exons. NCBI's taxonomy places the organism in Eukaryota, Metazoa, Chordata, Lepidosauria, Squamata, Sphaerodactylidae.
AUGUUCUCCCCGCUGAGGUGGCUGCGCGAGCCGCCCCGUCACGUGCUCGCGUGCGAGAGGGGCCACGUGCGGCACGAGCGCUCCCGCCACGCGGCUCGCGUGCGCGACCACGCCUUCAACUGCCGGGUGACCUUCUUGAUCCCUGAUUGUGGAAUCAUUCCAGAAAUAUUAAAAAGUGUAGUUACAAGUCUUGGGGAGUACUACUUUGUGAAGAACUUGCCUCUUCAUGAGUUAGUUACAGAGGAAUUUAUUAACACAUUUGUGAAGAAAGGAUCAUGCUAUGCUCUUACAUAUAAUACAAGAAUUGAUGAAGACAAUACUGCUGCUUUGCUACCAACAGGCAAACUAAUUUUAUCAGUGGACAAAGACACUUAUGAAGAACUUGGUUUGCAAGGCCAACCAUCUCGGUAUUCUGGUAAAAAACCAAUGAGAUACAUUAUUACUGUUGACUUGACUGAACCAACUUUUGGUCCUGAUGGUAAGAAGCGUAAGAGAGUGAUAUGGGCCCUGAAAGAGAAAAAACCUCUGGAGUUUGAUUUCCUGCUGGCUUGGCACCACACAGGAUUGGAAGAGUCAACACUGAUGUCAUACUUUGCCAAAAACCAAAUACGGGCCUUGCAGCCAAAAGUAACAUUCAGCACAUUAAGAAAUGUGCAGUGUCCAGUGCUGGAGAAUAAUAAACUGAAAGGAGAGCCAGAAGCUGCAUGCAGCGCACAGGAAUUCUUUGAAUGGCUAGGUGCCAUUCUCAGUUGUGAUCGCUUAGAAAACACAGCCUCUAGUUUCUUAUCGACCUGUUCAUGCCCUCAUCCAAGCACAUUUGUUGACCAAGUUUUGUUGUGUACGAUAACCGGCUUUAUCAUUCCAGAGACGAUAAUGCAUUUAUUGGAACAAAUAUGCUGCUAUUUUGAAGAACCAAAGUUGGCUCAGUGGAUAUCGCUGGUAGUUCAUGGCUUUGCUGACAGCCCUGUUUCAUGGAAAGAAAGCGAACAUGGUUUCCUGAAAGGAGGAGAGAAUUUAUAUAACUUCGUCAUUUUCCGGAGCCUGGACUAUUGGCUCCAAAUGGCAGUUGGAGCACAUGAUGACUGUCCUUAAGUAAUGCAGACACCGGCGUACAAGGACAAUUAAUUACUGUUUCUAAAAGGUGGAUGACAUUAUCUACUGAAAUUCAAAAGUAACUGAAGGAAAAUAAUGUGGAGCUUCAUGAUUUAUUAUUUUUAAACCACACAUUUAU